Molecule: messenger RNA, 5249 nt
Organism: Hydractinia symbiolongicarpus
Lineage: Eukaryota; Metazoa; Cnidaria; Hydrozoa; Anthoathecata; Hydractiniidae
Product: pleckstrin homology domain-containing family A member 1-like
Exons: 4
Coding region: 912-1886 (324 amino acids)
Source: RefSeq, a predicted model, not a curated record
AUGUUGAGGCCGCGAAGCACUUGGAUUGGUCAGUAGUAAAAAUGGAGCCUCGUGAUUGAAUAAAGCUGCAGGGCCGCGGGGAUUUUGCGUAUGUCUCGCUACUUGCUCCGCCAUGUUCCGCGCAGAGACAGACAGACAGACGGAAUACGGCUAUAAUUAUAGAGACUUUCCUUUGACGUCAAUAUUGCUCUAACGUCAAAGUUUGGUAAUUUACAGAACAAAUUUAUAGACGAUGUUUUAUAGACUUUAUCAAAGAAAUUUUAUCCAUUUUGCCAAAGUCACAGACAGAACUGGCGUAUUACUAUAUACCUAUAGAUUUCUAUUUUUUGCAUUCCAUUGGAUCAAUUGACUUUCAGUCAUGAAAAAGCAGCGUUUGUUUAGUUUCAAUGGAAGUAGCUAAGCUGAAACAUAUCUUGCCAGGAUUUAAAUCCAAACCUUGUGACUAUGUUUUAAUGUAAUGAUAACAACCAAUCAUUCCGGAAUAACGUGUAACAAUGAGACUGAAUGUUAAUAGAUAAUGUUAUAUUAAUAUGAACUAUUAAUUGCUAUACAUUAUUAAAAUAUGGACAUGAAAACCGAUGAACAAAUGCGCACUUUUUCCAUGUUUGAUUAUUAGAGUUCGAACAAAAUUGCUAAGAAGUAUCAGUACAAAAGGAUGUUCAUUUAGGCUAGGUAUUAGUUGCGAAUGCGUCAAUAUUAUUGGCAAUAUCGAAUGAUUCAAGUAACAACAAAUAUAAUUAACAUAUUUUUGUACUCCUUUGAUAUUGAGCUGAAACGAUUUAUUAAUCUGAAAGGUAAUUAAAUAAUCAGUGGUAAGUUAAAAGAAAGAAAACAUAUGUAAUAAGACAUAACGCAUGAAGACGUGAUACUUGAAAGAGCAAAAAUAUAACACGCAUCAAAGUAUAAAAACGAUGAGCGGAAAGAACAACGUAGGAAAACUUGGAGAUGUGAUGAUGGAGGAUUGGAUGAUCAAAUCGCCUCCAGUUGAGAAACUUAAUCAGUUACAAUCUUGGCGAAGGCGAUAUUUUGCUUUGCUUCAUAUAAAUCAUAAAAACACUGUGCCUCAUAAAUGGUCAAAAAAGGGGUCUAAAUCGUUAGAAAAUUUGCACGAUGUGUAUUUGGUUUAUUGGAAAGAUGAUAAGGAUCGAAAGAAUGGAGUAAAACCUAUAGGAACAAUACCGAUUUUUAAAACCUACAGUGUUAGCGAAUGCAAACCACCAAAUUUUGAAAAGACACAUCAUCAUGUUAUACUCCUGGACACUAUUGAAAGAAAGUUUUAUCUUUGCGCUGACACAGAGAAAGCUAGAAAAAAAUGGAUUAAAGAACUGUCGAAUGCAAUCGAGUCAACACUACACGUAGAUGCUAAAAAUUCAUCCAAAGAACCUAUAUAUGAAGCGAUUCAAAAUAUUAUGAGCGAACCGACGUACAAUGCAAGUAGAAAUUCAAGCAGUGCAUCAAGUCGUUCCUCAACAUCAGACGAAUUUGAUCAAAGUAGAAGAUUAACUGAGUACAGCUUGUACGAGGAAAUGGGUCCUUGUGUAGAACGGAAAGAAAAAGAGCAACGACCGCGAUCACGCACUGAGGGGCCUCCACGUGUUCCUCCGAGAGAAAGUGGAAAGCAACUGCGACGUCCUCGAAGUUUAGUUAUCGACGAAUCUAUUAGUAAGAAUGACAAUGCGCAUGACUAUACUGACAAUGGUCAUGACAAAAACAACCACUCGAACAGAAGCCCAGCGUCAAAGACUGUAGCAAACGAAGACUUCGAAACUAUUGUUUUUUUAGAUAUUAAAUUGGAGGUUCCACAUGCAACUUCCAUUGAAUAUUCAGAAGAUGGCUUAAAGGUGACAACACCCGAUUGCCAAUGUGUUUUUUCAAAAAUCGAAUAAAAAUUAGAACAAGGCACCAAAAAAUAAAAGGGAAGAAAUUAGAAAUAGAAAAACGGCGCGUCUGUACACAAGAUGUAGUUUUAAGAAAUGACAGGACUAAGUACGGCGAAUAGAUAAAACAUUUUUAAAUUCGUUGUUAGCACAAAAGCCGGGCCAUUUGAUGAUAUAUUGACCCUGUGUCCGUCUUUUUUAUAAGAAAUGUCAACUUAAAAUGAAAAUUAAAUAUAGCGAAAGAAGAAGUGGAAUAAAAAAUAUAUGGUAAUUAUCUUAUUUAAAUAUUUUUAUAAUAUUUGAAAUUAUAUUUAAAAAAAAAAUUGUAAUCCAUUUUUGUACAAAGUUAUUUUUUGUCUUUAAACAUGUAUAUAGAAUGGCACAUGUAAACACCGUAUAUGCAAGUAUAAAUACUAAAUAUUAUGUUACUACUAUAAUGUGAGGUAUGUUUUAUUACUGGCAGAUUUUAGGAUUUUUUAACCAUCUCGUAUAUUGCACGUUGGGAUCCCAGCUAAUUAAAAGUCUGAAAGCUUGAAACCUCAUACUGCAUUUAUGAAAUAACCUCACGAUAUCAUAACAAUGGGAGAGGGUAAUAAGAUCACAAAUCAGUUAUAUUAGAGUGUUUUCAUGUCAAAAUUCAGGUUGAUGACAAGGUUGAUCAACGUUCUUCUGGCGCAUUACCAAGUAGAUAAAUAUGGCUCCUGCCUUGUGCUCUUAUAAAAGCGCAAUUAGCAGCGGAUUUAUGAAUUAAUGCCAGGGCUUGUUUACCUGGUGCUUUUAGAAAAUUAAAAGUCUGAAAGCUUGAAACCACAUACUACUUUUAUGAAAUAGCCUCACGAUAUCAUAACAAUGGGAGAGGUUAAUAAGAUCACGAUUCAGUUAUAUUAGAGAGUGUUUUGAUGCCACAAUACAGGUUGGUGUCAAGGUUGAUCAACGUUCCUCUGGCGCAUAACUGGGCAGCUAAACCGCUUCUGCAUCGUACGUUGGUGUUUGUUAUAAGAGAAACAUUGGCAGUGGAUUAUUGAAUAAAUUUUAGGACUUUUCCAAUUAGGGUACUUUACGGGCUAAGAAGGACCCAGGACCCUAAAGAAAUACUUAGAAACAAAACUCAGAACUCGGAAGGAGGGAUCGGGACCCAGGACCGUAAAGGGGGCACAGGUGAACGUAACUGAAUAAUUUUUGGGCUGAUCUUAAUGAAUUAAGCGUGAAGUCUUUCUUUUGUAAUUUUUUACGUAUUUAGUAGUUACCGCACAGUGCCGAGAAAGGGAUGGAAAAUAAUAUUUUAAGUUGUGACGUUUUCCCUUUCAUAUUUUUCGAGCUUUUAGGCGAGUGAAAUUAACAAGUUUAAAUUCAUUAUAUUUUUUUCAAUUUAUGAUGGUAUGACGACUCCAGUCGAAUAGAGAGGUCAAGUUUGCUCACUAGACCUGCUGUUUCCAUAGCUACUUCGAUAGCAAGCUUUGCAGGUGAGUGUGAUAUUUCUUUUUCAUGUCUUCCUUGUUAUACAUUUACGCACAUUACACCAAUAGCUUUAGGCUGAUCCUGACCCAAGACUGGGGCGUCUAUUUAAUUUUCCGAGUUUUGAGGGGGCGUUUAUUAGAGGGAGGCGUUUAUUAGAGGGAGGCGUUUAAAAGAGGGAGGCGUUUAUUUAAUUUCAGUUAUAUUUCUUUUACACAACAGUUAAAAAAUCAUCUUCUUCAUCUUCAUCUAGAAGAUUACCAGGAUCAUUUGCAUCCUCGAUGUCAGAAUCGGUAGGUUCGAAUGGGUUAAUUUCAUUAGCAUCGGUAUUAUUUACCACCUUAGUUUGGUCUUCCAAAACUGAUGCACCGGCAGAACAAGGUUGGAUACUUUUGAAGCAAUGAAUCUUGUUGUCUGCACUUCCGUCGUUUUUUAGAUUUAGGGCACAACCUUUAAAUGAAUCAAUGAUGAGAUCUUUUUUUAUCAUUUCCCAGGCACGUAUAAUCCAUUCUACAACUGUGCAUCGGGGGGCUUAUUUCAUGUUUCCUCCUACCGUGUAUUGGUGGACACCAUUAGCCACCCGUUCAUCGUACGUAUCAGAAUUAAACCCUUUAAACGGUUUAUUCCAGUACACAUCUGGGGCCUGAAUAUACUUUGUACACCCACCUGGAAUUAGAGCACUUUCGACUUUCAUUUUUUUCAACGAAACUUUAACCUGUCGGUCAUGUGAGCUUCGAAUGUAUCGCACACAAGAAGUUUUUUACCGAAGGAGAAAGAUCCAACAACUUGUUUGCACCACUGUAGUGUAAGUUCCUCGUUCAUCCAACCAUUGCCUAAUGAUGCAACGAUACAUUUUGUUUUCAUUUAAUGCAGCUGACUCUCGUUUAGCUCCGGAAAAAACGAUAUAUGGUUUCAAUUUGAUACCGUCUGCUUUGGCAGCUAGACAGACAGUAGUGCGAACCUUUUCAUGACCAGUUGUUUUGAGCAUAACAUCUUUUUGACCAGUUUUGUUGACUAUAGUACUGCUUACCAUAUCUGCCCAAACUGGUGUUUCAUCCAUGGCUAUGAUAUUGGAAGGGUUAAAUUCAGCUUUCAUAUUCAAUCAACGAAUAUGGAUGACGAACGCUACCAACUUAUUGAACUUAUUUAUAAGUUGCGCUGGGUCUUCUUGGGCCAUUGCUGUUCGCCGUCUGUAAAAGAAGGUAUGUAAAAGUUAAUACAAAAAAAACCCAGCUUAAAAUUUUUCGGGGAAGGGAAUUGAUAUAAACAGUAUGCCGUAAAAAACACUGUGUUUUUACAUGAGUACAAAGGUAUUAGUGAGCAGCAAACCCGUUCUAAAUUAACGUUUUGGUUCAAAGUAGAGCUCACCUGCACAAGAGAUGAUUUCUUGUCAUAAAUUUCUGCAACCACCGACGACUUGCAAUAAAUGAAUCUUUCAAUUCGUUAUCUUCUCUGCAUGUCUCGUCAAACAUAGACUUUGCUUUAAACAUGAUGAGUUUACGAGAAACACAAAGCAUAUUACCACGCCGUUCUAGUAUCCAUUUUAGAAUAUCAUCCUCUAGUUGUUGUUCAGUUAACUUUCUACCACCACCCUCGAGCCUCUGACGUUUGCCUUUCAUAACAGCAAUUUUUUCCUUGUUUUGACGCCAUUCUCGUACUCUUUUUACCUACAUCUUGAAUUUCAAUGCAGCACUUCUGUUUGAAUUUAUUUCUGUAAACGUUAUAAGUUAUAACGUUUACAGUUUUUUAAGUUCCAUAGAAUAUGUAUUACGUUCCUUUCCCUUGUGGGAUGUUUCUUGUGAAGCCAUUUUUGAGAAAGAAAGUUUCGAAUGUUUAACGGGUUUAAUGUUUACAAACCAAACGGAUUUCAUGUGUGUUGGACGAGCAGCUACAUCAACGAAAGGACACUUACAAAAC